AAGACCAUCAACCUCAAUCUGUGCGAACAGGUGGACGCUGGUCUGUCAUUCACGAAGAAGGAGCUGGAGAGCAGCUUCGUCUUUGACCUGAGAACAGAGAAGAGGGUCUGGUACCUGGUGGCUGAGUCUGAGGAGGACAUGAACCGCUGGGUGACGUCCAUCUGCCUGCUCUGUGGCUUCAACCCCACAGACGACGUUCUAGAAAGAUCGUCAAACUCCACCACCUCCAUGGCCACCGCCAGCUCCACCCCCUCUGUCUUCAUGAUGGCAGGGUCUGUCCCGACCCCCUAUGACCCCGUGAGGGUGCAACACCCAGAGCCCUACAGCAGCGCAGGAGAAGGUUACCUGUGGCUCUCCAACUGUCAGAGUCACAUCAGGUAAGCAGACAC
Messenger RNA from Oryzias melastigma (Indian medaka), 389 nucleotides. RefSeq names its product GRB2-associated-binding protein 1. The transcript is spliced from 3 exons. The record is from RefSeq and is a predicted model, not a curated record. Lineage: Eukaryota; Metazoa; Chordata; Actinopteri; Beloniformes; Adrianichthyidae. The coding region runs from base 139 to 381 and encodes 80 amino acids.